Molecule: messenger RNA, 1251 nt
Organism: Aspergillus fumigatus Af293
Lineage: Eukaryota; Fungi; Ascomycota; Eurotiomycetes; Eurotiales; Aspergillaceae
Source: RefSeq, a predicted model, not a curated record
AUGCGGCUGGGCUCCAACAGUUCGCUAAAAGUCAUUGGACACAAUGCGGGAACGUCCAUGGACGGGGUCGACCUCGUCCAUGUCCACUUCACCCAGGACAGCCCGAAAAUGCCAUUAAAGAUGCAGCUCCUGCACUACGGAGAAUACCCGAUGCCAAAGAAGCUCAAGGCGAGAGUCAUGAAGCUCAUCAAGGAGAACAAGACGACACCGGAGGAGAUGGCUAUCGUCAACAUUCAGCUAGGGGAGGUCAUUACCGACGCCGUCAAGUGGUUCGCACAGGAGAACAACUUCAGCCUAGCAUCGGACGUCGAUCUGAUUGGUGGCCAGGGCCAGACGAUCUGGCACCUUCCCCUGCCCGAGCUCUUCGAGGGCAAUCAGAGCCGUGCUCAUCUCGACAUGGGCGAGAUAGCCAUCAUCGCCGCGGGCACAGGCGUCACCUCGCUUGGCAACUUUCGUGUGUCCGAGAUGGCUCUUGGCCGACAAGGCUGCCCGCUAUUUGCAGCUCUCGACUCCCUCCUCCUGAGCCACCCGACGCUUAAUCGUGCGGUGCAGAACAUCGGCGGCAUCGCAAACUUUUCCAUCUUACCCCGUGGCGCUGUUGAAGAAUGUUACGACUUCGAUACGGGACCUGGCAACGUGUUUAUCGACGCUGCGGUGCGGUACUUCACCAACGGUGAACAGGAAUAUGACAAGGAUGGUGCCAUGGGCCAGAAGGGCAAGGUUGACCAGUCUGUGGUGGAUCGAGUACUACAGGGGCCGUACUUUGUGCAUGAUAUACCCAAGACGACUGGCCGAGAGACGUUUGGGGAUCGGAUGGCGGAAGACAUCUGCGAUGAGAUGCUGGCGCAGGGUGUCAAUACAGGCGGCGCGACGCCAGAGGACUGUGUCGCCACCAUAACUCGCAUCACAGCGCAGUCCCUGGCUGAUGCCUACGAACGCUGGGGUCCGCCAGGGGGCGUCGACGAGAUCUACAUGGGCGGUGGUGGGUCGUAUAACCCUAACAUCAUCAACUACCUAAAGGAGCGCAUGCCCAACACACGUAUUGUCCCCAUCUCCGAGAUUGGGAUUCCUAUCGGAGCAAAAGAAGCUCUCGGCUUUGCGUUAUUGACGCAUGAGUGCUUCGUCGGACGACCCAUGAUUGUGCCCAAGAGGACCGAAUCGGACCGUCCCGGGGUGGUGGGCCAGAUCCAGCCGGGCACGAAUAUGCACCGAAUCCGACAACAUGUUGCGCAGGUAAGUAGGGCCUUCUAG